AUGACAGUCGAAGAUGUCGUGAAUGUCCACGGCUUCAAAGAGUCAGAAGGCUAUGUGGCCGACAUCGAAGGUGCUUUGCAGACCAACGUCAAGACCGCCAAAGAUGGACACACAGUUCUGAUACCUCAACCCUCUGACUCUCCAUCUGACAGUCUGAAUUGGAGUUGGACGAGGAAACAUCUCAUCUUGAUCAUUAUCAGUCUUGCUUCCUUUCUGCCAGACUAUGGAAGCGCCACAGGUGCUGUGACAUUGCUUCCUCAAGCAGCACAAUGGAAGACAUCUCCAGAUACAGUCAAUCACUCACAAGUCGGCAAUGUGUUCAUGCUUGGAGCUGGAGGUAUUAUUGCUGUGAUCUUGUCCGCCUGGGCAGGUCGCCUGCCAGUACUCUUCUACUUUCUGGUUCUCUCGACGGCCACUGCUGCGUGGUGCGCUGCAGCAACCACUUUCGAGUCUUUUAUGGCAGCCCGUAUUCUGAACGGCUUCUUCAGCACUGUAGCGCAGGGAGGUGGUCUGAUGUUCAUAUUCGACAUGUUCUUCUUCCAUGAAAGAGCUCGAAAGAUUAACAUCUGGGCAGCCUUUAUCAUUUUGUCACCAUACAUGGGCCCCCUACUUACUGCGUUCAUCAUCACUACGCAGAAGUGGCCCAUCGCCUUCUGGGUGUAUUUCACAAUGAAUGCUCUUGUUUUGGUCUUGACUGUACUCUUCGUACGAGAAACAUACUAUAAUCGACAAAUAUCGCCUGCCGACCAGCCUGCAGAAGGUACUCGUCUCGAGCAACUUGUCGGGAUAUCCCAAUUCCGUUCGCGCCACCUUCGCAACACCCUCGGGCAAGCCUGCAUGCGUACCAUCCGUGUAUUCAUCAAACCUACUGUCCUUCUGUCAGUUGUCUACUACUGCCUCACCUUCGCCUGGGUCGUAGGCAUCAACACAACCCUGGCCAUCUUCCUCACCCCCCUCUACAACUUCGGCCCCAAACAAAUCGGCUUUUUUUACUUCACUCCUAUCGUUGCCGCCAUUCUCGGAGAAGUCUGCGGUCACUGGCUCCACGACGGUAUUGCAAAGAGAUAUAUCAAGAAACACAAUGGACACUUUGAACCAGAAGUUCGACUCAGGACAAUCUGGCUAAGUACGCCAAUUAUGAUUGCCGGACUUGUAGGUCUGGGCUUUGCGCUUGAAGAGGGUUAUCAUUACAUGUUGACAUCGUUGUUCUGGGGCUUAUAUGUCUUUGGGAUCAUGAUAAGUACUGUUGCUCUGGUUGCGUAUAAUCUUGACAGUUAUCCUGAAGCUUCUGGGGAGGUCUCGGCGUUGAUCAAUUUUGCUAGGACGACUGGUGGGUUUAUCAUCAGCUAUUUUCAGGUCACUUGGGCACAGUCGACUGGGACCAAAGUCAGCUUUGGCACUCAAGCGGCGAUUUGUGUUGGUGCAUUCUUGAUCAUCAUUGCACUGCAGAUGUAUGGAAAGAGAUUGAGGGCCAAGAGUGGUACAUUAAAUUUCUCGACGGCUUAG
Messenger RNA from Aureobasidium pullulans EXF-150, 1506 nucleotides. Its product is annotated as MFS general substrate transporter. Gene Ontology annotation, molecular function: transmembrane transporter activity. Gene Ontology annotation, biological process: transmembrane transport. The transcript is spliced from 4 exons. The coding region runs from base 1 to 1506 and encodes 501 amino acids. The record is from RefSeq and is a predicted model, not a curated record. Lineage: Eukaryota; Fungi; Ascomycota; Dothideomycetes; Dothideales; Saccotheciaceae.